AGAACUUUCUGUGACGGUCCAUUUUUGGGAUCCCCACCUCGAUCAUCACCGUCGUCGCCGAGGAAGAAGCUUCUCCAAGCACCCUCCGGACACUCGACUCGCGCCGCUCUACUCGCUCGGGUUAGCGAACUGAAUAGUUUCUUGAAGGAAACCGGCGAAAGGAAAAGGCCGCCACCAUGGACGCGAUCAAGAAGAAGAUGCAAGCGAUGAAGCUUGAGAAGGACAACGCGAUGGAUAAAGCCGAUGCCUGCGAGGGACAGGCGAAGGAGGCGAAUAUGCGCGCGGACAAGGUGAACGAGGAAGUCGGUGAACUAACGAAGAAACUUGCCCAGGUGGAGGGCGAUCUUGAGGCUAACAAACAAGCCCUGGAACAGGCCAACAAGGACCUCGAGGAGAAGGAGAAAGCUUUGACUAACGCUGAAUCCGAGGUCGCUGCUCUCAACCGAAAAGUGCAACUGAUUGAGGAGGACUUGGAGAGAUCUGAGGAACGAUUGAACACCGCCACCGCCAAGUUGGCCGAAGCCUCUCAAGCUGCUGACGAAUCCAGCCGUAUGUGCAAGGUAUUGGAGAACCGUGCCCAACAGGAUGAAGAGAGGAUGGAUCAGCUGACGAAUCAAUUGAAAGAGGCGCGUCUGCUUGCCGAGGACGCCGAUGGAAAGUCGGACGAAGUGUCGCGAAAGCUGGCCUUCGUUGAAGACGAGUUGGAAGUCGCUGAAGAUCGAGUGAAAUCCGGCGAGGCCAAGAUCAUGGAGCUGGAGGAGGAGCUUAAAGUCGUCGGUAACAGCUUGAAAUCUUUGGAAGUGUCCGAGGAGAAGGCCAACCAAAGAGUCGAGGAAUUCAAGCGCCAGCUCAAGACCCUGACAGUAAAACUAAAGGAAGCCGAGGCCCGUGCAGAAUUUGCCGAGAAAACUGUCAAGAAGCUCCAGAAGGAGGUUGACAGGCUCGAAGACGAGUUGGGCAUCAACAAGGACAGAUACAAAUCGCUCGCCGACGAGAUGGACUCCACGUUCGCCGAACUGGCAGGAUACUAAGUUAUUUCGUCCUCUUGUGCUUCCUAUUAUAAUUGCGAUGUCAUGCGUGGGGAUGGAGUUGCAAUGUUACGCGUAAAAGGGACUCCAGGACACGACCAACCGUUGCACGAUCAGCGCAAAAAAAAAAAUAAAAUAAAAAAAAGAAUACAAAAAAAAAAAUACAAAAACGCACGAGCUGAAGAAACGAUCGUUGGGAAUCGGAUGAUAUCGUUUGUCUAGUCGUACGACGAUCACUGCGGCGAAGAUGGUCAAUGUAUGGAGAUCCGUAAGGAAUUUCACUCUGUUACACUGUUGUACGAAAUAUUACACAAGACCCAAUAAACUGCUGUAAUGUGGUAUCUCGUUACUAAUUA
Frieseomelitta varia is the source of this 1384-nucleotide messenger RNA. It is a transcript of the gene Tm2, whose product is annotated as tropomyosin-1. The record is from RefSeq and is a predicted model, not a curated record. Gene Ontology annotation, molecular function: actin filament binding. The coding region runs from base 177 to 1031 and encodes 284 amino acids. Gene Ontology annotation, biological process: actin filament organization; muscle contraction. Gene Ontology annotation, cellular component: actin filament. NCBI's taxonomy places the organism in Eukaryota, Metazoa, Arthropoda, Insecta, Hymenoptera, Apidae. The transcript is spliced from 7 exons.